Messenger RNA from Dreissena polymorpha, 927 nucleotides. RefSeq lists its product as uncharacterized. The record is from RefSeq and is a predicted model, not a curated record. Bases 1 to 927 code for a protein of 308 amino acids. The transcript is spliced from 2 exons. Lineage: Eukaryota; Metazoa; Mollusca; Bivalvia; Myida; Dreissenidae.
AUGAAAAUCUUAGCAAUAGUUUUAGCCUCGCUGGCUGUAGCCACUGCUUACUAUAGCGGCCGUAACCGCGGCUAUGGUGGCCGAGGUGGUUACGGAGGCGGUUACGGAGGAGGGUACGGAGGCGGUUACGGAGGCGGUUACGGAAAAGGCGGAUACGGCGGCUAUGGAGGCUUUGUAGGCGGUUAUGGUGGAUACGGAGGCGGCUACGGAGGUGGUUACGGAGGCGGUUACGGAGGCGGUUACGGAGGCAGUUACGGAGGUGGUUACGGAAAAGGCGGAUAUGGAGGAUUUCUAGGCGGUUACGGUGGCAAAUAUGGUGGUUACGGAGGCGGUUACGGAGGCGGUUACGGAGGUGGUUACGGAAAAGGCGGAUAUGGAGGAUUUCUAGGCGGUUACGGUGGCAAAUAUGGUGGUAACGGAGGCGGCUACGGAGGCGGUUACGGAAGCGGUUACGGAGGCGGUUACGGAGGCGGUUACGGAGGCGGUUACGGAGGCGGUUACGGAGGCGGUUAUGGAGGCGGUUACGGAGGCGGUUACGGAGGCGGUUACGGAGGCGGUUACGGAGGCGGUUACGGAGGCGGUUACGGAGGCGGUUACGGAGGCGGUUACGGAGGCGGUUACGGAGGCGGUUACGGAAAAGGCGGCGGCUACGGAGGCGGUUACGGAGGCGGUUUCGGUGGCGGUUACGGAGGCGGUUACGGAAAAGGCGGAUACGGCGGAUAUGGAGGUUUUCUAGGCGGUAACGGUGGCAAAUAUGGUGGUUACGGAGGCGGCUACGGAGGAGGUUACGGAGGCGGUUACGGAGGCGGUUACGGAGGUGGUUAUGGUGGAUACGGAGGCGGAUAUGGUGGUUACGGAAAUGGCAGAUACGGUGGUUACGGAAAUGGAGGUGGUUAUGGCGGUUACGGCGGUUAUAAGGGCUACUAA